Messenger RNA from Thunnus maccoyii (southern bluefin tuna), 2368 nucleotides. Its product is annotated as carbohydrate sulfotransferase 11-like. Gene Ontology annotation, cellular component: membrane. The transcript has 3 exons. Gene Ontology annotation, biological process: proteoglycan biosynthetic process; carbohydrate biosynthetic process. NCBI's taxonomy places the organism in Eukaryota, Metazoa, Chordata, Actinopteri, Scombriformes, Scombridae. Bases 665 to 1684 code for a protein of 339 amino acids. Gene Ontology annotation, molecular function: sulfotransferase activity. The record is from RefSeq and is a predicted model, not a curated record.
CCCAAUAAAACUAUUAUAAAAUAAUGAGAGCUGCACAGACAACAAUACCAUUUGAAACCAUUUUUUGGUUGCCCAAAGUACAAACUGAUCUUUCUGUUUUGAACAUUGGAAAUAAAAAUAGUUAUCCUGAUGAAAAGAGUACUAUCCUGAAGCUCUUAUGAGAGUGGCACUUUGAAAUGUCUAACCGGAACUCUCCUAGUCACAGCUGGACGGCGGCUUGCUGAGGCGCUGCGGACGUUUGGAGAGAGAGGGGUUAAACGUUUGGAAAGACGCCGUGCGGGCAUAUAAACCCCCUCUUCCUCAAACACACCGGCCUCUGCUCGGACUGCGCCGACAGUAAUGCCGCCUGUUCCACUUUCUCUGAACCUACACACAGUAACGUUACGGUAACGUUAAGACACGGCGGACCACCGGGGUCUGCCGCUCGUCUCUCGUUUCUCGUUUCUGCCCUUUCCAUCUUCACCGCCGCGCCUUCCAGACUGGACAUGUGAGGAUGUACCACAGGAAGAUAAGGAGCAGCAGAGGUCAGCGAGCCGGAUCGAUGCUCCUAUCCGUGAUAAAGUAGCUUAGACACCGCGGCGCCGUCAGAAGUAGAAGCGGCCUCUGGUCGCAUGAACGCCGGCAGGACUCGGCUCGGCUGCUCGGUCCUUUCCACAGACUCAGGAUGAGGAAACCCAAAGUCAUUCGGAUGGUUUUUGCCUUGAGUCUGGGAUGCUUCAUCAUGGUCAUCUUCUACUUCAACAGCAACCUGAGGCCAGCCUCGGAGCCAGUUGGUGAAAGAAGCAGCGGGCAGAAGUCAAGGAGGAGUCCUCUACAGACGCUUUAUGAUGGUGACCAGGUUGAGUCAGCAGUGCAGGUGGUCCAUCAGGGCCGGCGGGAGUUGUUAGAAGAAGCCUGCCGCUCCUACACCCGCAAACGCAGAGUCCUCAUCCCCGAGGACCUGAAACACGUCAUCGUGGACGACCAGCACGGCUUGCUGUACUGCUACGUGCCCAAAGUGGCCUGCACCAACUGGAAGCGAGUGCUCAUGGUUCUGACGGGCGGCGCCGGGUCCCACCGAGACCCACUGGAGAUACCGGCCAACGAGGCCCAUGUCCCAGGAAACCUCCGCACCCUGUCAGAGUACUCCACCUCCCAGAUCAACCAGCGCCUACGCUCCUACCUGAAGUUCAUCUUUGUACGUGAGCCCUUCGAACGGCUUGUAUCCGCGUACCGCAACAAGUUCACACGGAGCUACAACACGGCUUUCCAUAAACGAUACGGCACAAAGAUAGUGCGGCGGCACAGGCCGGACCCGCAACCGGAAGCUCUGGAGAGAGGCAACGACGUCUCCUUUGAGGAGUUUGUGUAUUACCUUGUAGACCCAGCCACCCAGCGAGAGGAGCCCUUCAACGAGCACUGGGAGCGGGUGCACUCGCUGUGCCACCCCUGCCUCAUCCACUACGACGUGGUAGGGAAGUACGAGACGCUGGAGCAGGACUCCCGCUACGUGCUGCAGCUGGCCGGGGUGGAGGACCAGGUCAGCUUCCCCACCUCAUCCAAGAGCACCAGAACCACAGGAGACAUGGCAGCCCAGUUCUUCCAGAACAUCAGCCCCUUCUACCAGAAGAAGCUGUACAAUCUCUACCGCAUGGACUUCCUGCUCUUUAACUACUCAGUGCCAGCGUACCUCAAGUUUAGAUGAGGCUGGAACGUCACUCAUCCAUGGACUCAACUUGAACUGGAGCCUGGACUCUGUAACAAUACAGAGAGAUGUUUCUCGCUCUGUAGGCCUUAUUACAGACACCACAAAUACUGUUUUUAAAAGAAAAAAAGGACCGAAAGAUGUAUUCUGAUUAGAACUCUAAAAUACAUUCAUUAUUUUUACAGACACGACAUCAGGCUGAAGAACUUCUGUGGAGAGGAUCAUCUCAUCACAAGAUGAAUGUUGUUGCCCAAAGGAGGCAGAUUAUAUUUUACUGUAAACAGUCAACCAGUCGGUCACUGUUUUGAAUAUGUGAAAUCCCAUUUAACUCCUGGUUUCAUUUUAUUUUUGUCUGUUUCAAUUUAAUUUGCACGACAAAUUUAAUCUCUACAUCCGGAGGAAGCUACAGUAGCACAACGAAAGUAUUAACAUUGCAUUUGGACAGUGAAUGUCUCCAAAUGUACAGUAUGUGCCUUUGAUCGCGGGCCUCAUUUUGACCCCGGAGGACAACGACAACUUUUGUAACUGUGACUGUGUUUUAUUUUUGUACUGUAGGAAGAGACUGUUAUGUAACUAUGAUAUUGUCUUUUAUUUAUUGUGUUAUUUCUGACUCUGCAAAGUCAGACAAACCAAAAUAGAUAUAGUUCCUCUCACAAUUUCCGAAUAAAUGCAUUUCAGCAAGAA